Candida dubliniensis CD36 is the source of this 2562-nucleotide messenger RNA. It is a transcript of the gene RFX1, whose product is annotated as Rfx1p. The coding region runs from base 1 to 2562 and encodes 853 amino acids. The transcript has a single exon. The record is from RefSeq and is a predicted model, not a curated record. Gene Ontology annotation, biological process: regulation of transcription by RNA polymerase II. NCBI's taxonomy places the organism in Eukaryota, Fungi, Ascomycota, Pichiomycetes, Serinales, Debaryomycetaceae. Gene Ontology annotation, molecular function: RNA polymerase II cis-regulatory region sequence-specific DNA binding; DNA-binding transcription factor activity, RNA polymerase II-specific.
AUGAGCUCGAAUCAGACACCUCAAAAUCGAAAUAGAGGUGGCGAUGAUUCAUAUAAUCCACGACUACAGCAACAGCUGUCACAAAUACCAUCCAAUGAACCAGAGCAGGGCUCGAAUAGAGAUUUAGAUCAGAGCCAAGAGCAAAAACAGGACCGUGAGCACCAACAGGCGCAGCAGGAGCAGCAGCAACAGCAUCAGCAACAGCAUCAGCAACAUCAGUUUCAACAGUCAAACUUGACACCUUCAACAACUGCUUUUCCAAGUUCAACAUCAAUACCCAUUUUUGCAAAGGAAGAACAGGGAUACCCUAAUCAAUUUAGUUCUCCACAGAGUAGUUACCGAAAGAUGGGAAAUUUUACUCAAACUUCAAAUGCACAAUUUCUUAACGAACCACAGACAACCUAUGCCACUAAUUAUCAAGAGAAUGUACCUCUGCAGUCACAGUUCCAAUUUGAUUAUUCGGGUUCUUAUGUUGGACGGUCACAGACACAGCCUCAAACAUAUCAGCCACAACCACAAUCAUAUCAACAACUACCUCAUUAUUCACUGUCAUCAGUAACCCUGCUACCCCCUACUUAUCAAGCUUUCCAUUCAAUGCAAGAGGCAUCUUCUGGACACGAUGAUUCUUCAACCACUAUUACUUCACCACAAAAAAGGAAAAAACAAAGACGACUGGAAUCCGUAACAUCAAGCACAGGCGAAAACGAAUUAAAACAAUUAGCAAUACGAUCGUCUCAUAUACCACUUUCAGAAUUAGCACAAAAGGUAAAACAAUUGGAGAAUGAUAAUACCACUACCAACGUUAGUUUAGAACAAUCAAAAUUGAAGGAAAAUAAAGAAACUCAACGACAGUUGUUUGGGAUGGUGUGGCUAUUAAAUUCGUGUGACUUGGCCCCAACUGCUGUUAUCCCUCGAAAUAGAAUAUACGCCAGAUAUGUACAAGUAUGUGCUGACAACAGUUUAGCGCCAGUUUCACCAGCCAGCUUUGGGAAGCUAGUAAAGAUAUUAUAUCCAAACAUCACAACAAGAAGAUUGGGUAUGCGAGGACAAUCGAAAUAUCAUUAUUGUGGCAUUAAAUUAACUGGUGAUGAAAACAUGCAGCUGCAACUAUUGAGCUUCCAACAGAAACAAAAGCACCAAAGUCAGGAACAGUAUAAACAACACGAGCAAGUAGGAUCGAGCACAUCACUGGCUGGACUCACUGGUCACCAAUCACCAACGUCGUCCUGUAACUCAUCAGUUUCGUAUGAGGAAUCACCAGGACCUAUAUCGAGGCCCCACACUCCGUCAUUUUCUCCAAUAAAUACACCAACAAUAUUACUGUCAAAAUCUUUGAAUGAUCAACUUCCACUGGUUCUGCACAUGAAAUUUAUUCCCAAUUUGUUUCAUUUGCUAAAUAGUAAUGUGGCACCGAGCUCUAAUCCCCACGAGCCAAUACAGUUACCCUCGAUCUAUCCAUAUUUAUCAAAAGGUGCCGAUUAUGAUAUUGCCGAUACAUUAUAUUCUUUGUAUAAAGUCCAUGUGAAUUCGCUUUUUGAAGCACUUCGAUAUAUGCAGUUGAAAAAGCUAUUUUCCAGCUUUAACACAUUUAAUAAUAUAUUGACUGCACCUGUUUUGAAACUUUACACAACGGACUGUAUAGCAGAAUGGGUAAUGAAAUGUGAUUUGAUCAUGUAUAAGAAAAUGAUCCGAAUGUUGAGUAAGCUACAAUUGCAACUUUUGAUACCACAAGAGCAGUUAUUCCAAUUGAAGCAAAUUGCCGAUGGAUAUAUAAAAACUUUAUCUACUUCGUUAAUCAAUUCUAAAGUAUCACCAAAUUUUGUUAUGAUGAAAUUGAAGUUGGCGAAACAUUUCGUUAAUUUGUUGAAUAGAUUAAUUAAAGUUAUUGAGACUGGGCAACCAGCAUCUAGAAUAUUGAAUGACGAUAAUGAAAAGAAUGCCAUGACCCAGGAUUGGAUGAAAUUAGAUGUUCAUGGAAUAAUUUGUCGUGAGAUGCCCUGUAGUGAUAGCAAUAUUGACACGUUAACCUAUAUCUUAACUGGUGAGGUUGUUAACUUGAUAAAAGUGAAAUUGGACAAUGAACAAUCCCCAACCAUGAAUGAUUUUGCAAAUUAUAUUUCCAAUUUACCUUCAAGAUUUCCUGAAGUGAACACAAGACUAUUUUUGUUAUUAGCAUCAAACUUGUUAACCACUUGCUUAAGGGAAAUCAGCUUACUGGGCGGAGAAGGUUUUGGGGCUUGGUGGAUUGUUAGAUGUUGGAUAGAUGAAUAUUUGGCUUGGUCUUUUGAAGUUGGUGGGUUUUUCCAAGAAGACUUGCAAGACAUUGUAGCUCAGCAACAAUUAAAUGUCCAACUACCUCCGUCAUCAUCAUUAUCCCAAACCCAACAACAGAAUCCAGUUAUACAAGAAGAGACAGGCACACAGGAAGAAUCGUUGGGUAACAUUGACUUAUUAGAGACAUCAUUUGAUUUUGACACAAAGGUAUCUCAACAAUAUCAACAACCAAGUCAUACCGAAUCUCUAUUGAAUUUUGAAACAAAUAUUGAUAAUUUAUUAAAUUGA